Messenger RNA from Macaca mulatta (Rhesus monkey), 1380 nucleotides. Lineage: Eukaryota; Metazoa; Chordata; Mammalia; Primates; Cercopithecidae. The record is from RefSeq and is a predicted model, not a curated record.
CUUCCCCUCGGGAUCGAUCCUGAUGGCCCUUCCAGCCUCGCACUCUCAGGCUGGCUGAACCCGGAGCAUGGACUCUGUGGGCACCCAGGUGCCCCUGCCUCUCCCCAGCCUUCUCCCACAUCAUGGAGACCUGGCCCUCCCCUCAGAGCCAGGCUUAGCCCAGUGUGUUGCCCAGCCUGUCAGUGGCCUGGCCAAGGAGGAGAGACAGGCCAGGGAUUCUGGUCCUAACUCUACUGGCCACACUGUGUGGCCUGAGAUCCCCCGUUUCCCUCCCAAGGCCCUGCCUCCGCAUCUGUGUGGUGAAGGCCAUUGGCCUUCAUCGGUGGAUCUGCGUUUCCUCAGGCCUACACUGUCUAGGAUUGUGCAGGGCUGGUGAGAGAACGGGGUCUCUUCCCUGCUCAAGGCAGACUUCCUGCCCCCUGCACCCUGCUGUCUCCCAGGCCUUGGGGUCAGUGUGAGCCCCAAGGGCAAGGACACUUCUGGAAGGGAGAGUGGAUUUGGCUGGGCCAUCUGGCUGGAAGGUAAAAAAAGAAAAUCUCUUGAAAGGAGAUUGAGGGAAGUUUCUAGACAAACUGACCCCCAAAUCUGUGUUGCUGGCAGAACAGAGGAGAAGAGAAAGUCUCACCGCCCUCCUGGCUUUCUAGAAGGAAAGUGAGAACAUGUGUUUGUGCUGAGAGUGGGUCAGAGCGGCUCCAGGGCAAAGCAUGUGGACAGGUUUGGUCUUCUCUCGUCUGAGCCCUGAGUACUAUGAAGUGGCAACAGCCCACCUGUGUGACAAGGAGCAAUCCUGCCCGUGCCUGGCCCAGGAGGGCCCCCAGGGUGACCUGUUGAUCAAAAUGCAGGAGCUGGGCUUCGACUGCAAGAUCUGUCUGAGGAUAAUCCAGACACUGAAGGCUAUGGUGAAUGAGCCCACCCAGAGAAGCAUUUCCAAUGCUGAGGCCCGUGUGUGUAGGAUGGUGAAGUCACAAUGGCGCGACGUCUGCAAAAAUUUCAUGAGGAGGUAUCAGCCUAGAGUUACCCAGGGCCUCCUGGCCGGAGAAACUGCCCAGAAGAUCUGUGUGGACCUCAGGUUGUGUGAACCUUCUAUGGGUUCCCUCUGAGCCCUCUCACCCUGUCCUGUGGAAGAAGCACAGGCUCCUGUCCUCAGAUCCCGGGAACCUCAGCAACCUCUGCCGGCUCCUCGCUUCCUCGGUCCAGAAUCCACUCUCCAGUCUCCCUUCCCCGACUCCCUCUGCUGCGCUCCCCUCUCAGGAGAAUAAAGUGUCAAGCAAGAUUUUAGCCGCAGCUUCUUCUCCUUUGGUGGAUUUGAGGGCUGGGUGUCAGUGGCAUGCUGGGGUGAGCUGUGUAGUCCUUCAAUAAAUGUCUGUCGUGUGUCCCAUA